Ochotona princeps (American pika) is the source of this 975-nucleotide messenger RNA. RefSeq names its product pseudouridine synthase like 1 (gene PUSL1). The transcript is spliced from 8 exons. Gene Ontology annotation, biological process: tRNA pseudouridine synthesis. The record is from RefSeq and is a predicted model, not a curated record. Lineage: Eukaryota; Metazoa; Chordata; Mammalia; Lagomorpha; Ochotonidae. Gene Ontology annotation, molecular function: RNA binding; pseudouridine synthase activity. Bases 25 to 945 code for a protein of 306 amino acids.
GCCACGUGCGGCGCUGCCACGGCCAUGGGCUCGGCCGCGGGCGGGCGGGCGCGCUACCUCGUGUACUUCCAGUACGUGGGCACCCACUUCAACGGGGUUGCAGCUGUGAGGGGCACCCAGCGUGCUGUCGGAGUACAAAACUACCUGGAGGAGGCCGCAGGGCGGCUGAAUUGCCUGGCACCUGUCAGGUUCACCAUUUCCAGCCGCACCGAUGCUGGGGUCCACGCCCUCAGCAACGCGGCGCACGUGGACCUCGAGCGUGGCCCGGACCAGCCGGCCUUCUCCCCGGAAGUCCUGGUCCAGGCCCUCAACACCCACCUGAGGCACCCGGCCAUCAGGGUCCUGCAGGCCUUUCGAGUGUCCAGUGACUUCCACGCCCGCCAUCAUGCCACAGCCAGGACCUACGUGUACCGGCUGGCCACUGGUUGCUCCCAGGCAGAGGAGCUCAGCGUGUUUGAACGACACCUGUGUUGGCCUCUUCGGGCACACAGCCUGGACCUGCCGGCCAUGCAGGAGGCAGCUCGGCACCUGCUUGGGACUCAUGACUUCAGUGCCUUCCAGUCGGCGGGCAGCCCAUCCAGCAGCCCUGUGCGCACAAUGAGACGUGUGGCUGUGGCCCCCAGUCCCAGCGGCCCCCUACUGCUCCCCAUGGAAAGCAGGAAGCUGCAGUUCUGGAGCCUGGAGUUUGAGAGCCAGUCCUUCCUGUACCGGCAGGUACGGAGGAUGACGGCUGUGCUGGUAGCUGUGGGACUGGGCACCCUGACGCCUGCCCAAGUAAAGGAAAUUCUGGACAGCCGGGACCCACGGGGCAAAUACCAGGCCCGUGUGGUCCCCGCCCACGGCUUGUUUCUGAAAUCGGUGCACUAUGGAGGCCUUGAAGACCCAGGAGCUGCAGGUGACCCUGGACACGCUCAAGACCUGGCCGCUGCUCCUGGAAGUACGUGAGGUGUGCCCACCACUCUGGACGCCCGGCGC